GUGACGUCAGGAGCCAUGGCGGCGGCGGAGCUGGGGUCGUGGCGGAGCGCGCCCUCCCGGAGAAGGGGCGCCGGGCGGCGGCGGGCGCGGCUGGAGGCGGCGGCUGCGACCCGGGAGCCCGAGGCGGAUCUGGAGGGCGACGUCGAGUCCGUCCUCCGUCGCAUCCGGGAAGCCGAGAAGGACCUGCUUCUCUCUGAUUUCUGGAGCUCUGCACAGAAAACCCUCCAGGAAUGUCUCGGGAAGCGUCGGGAGCAAGCGGAAGCCGCCACGGGGAAUCUUCCGGAAGCGCCCGGAGAACUCUGCAGCCUGCAGUGCGUGAGCUACGGCAUCGGAAGCUUCGCCUCCUGCGCGGUGGCCAGGAGCCAGCUGGCCUUCCUGCUGCUCUUCCUGGAGAAGUUUCAGGUCCCCAGGCACCGCUGCUGGGUGUACGACCCUGUGUUCAGCCCGCGUGAGGUCGCGGUGCUCCAGGCCCUCGGCGUGAACGUUCUCAAUGAGAACGAGGAAGGCAAGCGGGGCGUGUGGCUGGAGCCCACCGUGUUCUACAUGCCGCACUGCGGGACGGCCCUGUACAACAACCUGCUGUGGAGGAACUGGUCGGCGGGCGCCCUGUCCAGCCUGGUCGUCGUCGGGAACAGCUUCCGGGGACUCGAGGAGAGGUUACUGACCAGGAUCCUGCGGAACCAUUAUCCCUAUGUCGCAAAGGUGCUGGACGCCACGGAGGAGCUGGCGCUGCCUCAGACCCCGCGGUACGAGGACGUAUUCAACGACACAUCCGUCCACUGGUUCCCGCUGGCGAAGCUGCGUGGACUCCCCACCGCCGUCUGGAUGUCCCGGGAGGAGCCGGACUACCGGGACUGCGAGGACCUGGAGAUCAUCAGGAACGAGGCCCGGGGACCCGAAGCGGCUCCCUCGACCCCGUGACGCGGUGCCGGCCGGGCUGCAGCUGCCCGCCUGGACUGAUCCCGGAGCCCCGCGCGUUUUGGGGACUCGACGGGAAGCCGCCUCCAGACGACUGGGACUUGCGCGGGGCGGCGAAGCAAACGUGGCCGGGCACCCGGGGCC
This is a messenger RNA of Erinaceus europaeus (western European hedgehog), 1062 nucleotides long. It is a transcript of the gene SRRD, whose product is annotated as SRR1 domain containing. Bases 16 to 921 code for a protein of 301 amino acids. NCBI's taxonomy places the organism in Eukaryota, Metazoa, Chordata, Mammalia, Eulipotyphla, Erinaceidae. The transcript has 7 exons. Gene Ontology annotation, biological process: microtubule-based process. Gene Ontology annotation, cellular component: cytoplasm; nucleus. The record is from RefSeq and is a predicted model, not a curated record.